Molecule: messenger RNA, 4716 nt
Organism: Cannabis sativa
Lineage: Eukaryota; Viridiplantae; Streptophyta; Magnoliopsida; Rosales; Cannabaceae
Exons: 3
Coding region: 1380-2327 (315 amino acids)
Molecular function (GO): zinc ion binding; nucleic acid binding
Source: RefSeq, a predicted model, not a curated record
GAAAAAUGAAUGGUUAAAAAAAGUAAACCCUUAAUCAAAUCCCAAUUGAUUUCAAAAAAAAAAAAAUAUCAGAUCCCAAAAGGAAAAAAAACCCUAUCGUGCAAAUCUAAUAAGUGUUGGAGAGGGAAGCUCCAUCCCAUCGUUAAGAAGAAGGGAACGCAACACAAGGUCGAAGACUCCAUUAGAAUGUCGAAGGCACAUGGAGAAGAUGAUGGUCCACCUGAUUACGGAAAUAAUGAACAAGAAAGCCAAGAAAUUGAAGGUGAUGCACCUACUACUCAACUGAACAUCCAAACUGAUGCAGUUAUUGUACAUCGGGCUGAAAAAGAGGUUGGUGAAGAACAACCUAUUGCAGAUGACUUUGAGCUUGAAGAGGAAGAGUUUUUUGGUGAACCAGAAGUUGAGAAGCAGAAUACUCGGGAGCCAGAAGUUUGCAGCUGGUGGGCAGCUAUAACAGAUUUGCAUAUCGACAAUGAUGCGGAAGAUGAAGGGCUCGAAUCUGAAUCUGAUUUAGCAAGUGGAGAUAGUGAUGAGGAUAGUUCGAGUAAGACAAAGUUAGAAUAUAAUCCAAGCACCAACAUAGCUGACUUCAAGUGGGACAUUGGCUUGGAAUUUGGGAAUGUACAAUUACUUAGGACUGCCGUAAAGGAGUACUUCAUACACAUUAAUGCAGAAUAUAAAUUGCUAGCGAAUGAUUUAGAAAAAUUUAGGGCUAAGUGUAGAGCCGGGGUGUCCUUUCUUUGUAUAUGGACAUGUUAAAGGAGAUGGAAAAACCUUUCGAAUCAAUCGUCUUAAGGACACUCAUACAUGUGGUUUAGUCUUGAAUAAUAAGCACAUUGAUGCACAAUGGUUGGCAAAGCAUUUUCUUGACCAGUUUAGGAUGCACCCCAACAUGGAGUACUCAGCAUUCAAGACUAUGACACAAAAUUCAAAGUUUUCAGAAGUGACAAACUGGCAAUUUUACCGGGCUCGAGCAACUGCAAGGGAAAUUUUAGAGGGGUCUGUUCUUGAUCAAUAUGCAAUCUUAGAAGAUUAUUGCAAACAACUAUUAGCAACCAACCCUGGUAGUACUGUAAAGCUACAAACUCAACUAAUUGAUGAGAAAAGGGUGUUUGAGAAGGUUUACAUUUGUUUCAAGGCAUGUAAGGAUGGAUUUAUCAGAGGAUGCAGGAGGCUGAUUGGGUUAGAUGGAUGUCACUUAAAAGGAUACUGUAAAGGAAUACUACUAGCUGCCAUUGGGGUUGAUGGAUCUAAUUCAAUCUUUCCCAUUGCAUAUGCAGUGGUUGGGAAAGAAAAUACAGAGAGUUGGACUUGGUUUUUGGAGUUGCUGAAGGAAGAUUUACAUCCAACAGAGGUUUGCAUUUACACUGUGAUUAGUGAUGGGGUUGCAGAAUGCUGUUGAAAAGAUUUUUAUUGGUGCUGAUACUCGUUUUUGUGUAAGACACAUGCAUAGUAAUUUCAAGAAGGAUUACCCUGGCCUUCUUUUGAAGCAGUUAUUAUGGGCUACAGCAAGAGCCACAACACCAGCUGAGUUUGAGAGGAGAAUGAAAGAUUUGAAAGAAGUAAAUGAGAGGGCCUAUAACUGGCUUGCUGCAAAGACCCCAUCAGAGUGGAGUAAAUCACACUUCAAAGAAGGAGUAAAGUGUGACAUGUUGCUUAACAAUUGUUGUGAAUCAUUCAAUCAUGCAAUCAUGGAAGCUAGGGACAAGCCAAUUGUGACAAUGUUGGAGUCAUUGAGGCAAUGGUUGAUGCGUAGGUUUACCAAAAAUAAGGUGUCUGUUCAGAAUUGGAAUUAUGCAGUGCAUAUCAAUAUAUUAAAAAUAUUAAAGAAGCAAAAGGAGAUUGCUAAAUAUUGUUGUGUGGAACGUGCCAAUGCUUCAACAUUUCAAGUAUCCAUGAACGAUGGAAAGCGUUUAUCUGUUGAUUUGGACAAACAUACAUGCACAUGUAGGAGAUUUCAGCUGACGGGGAUCCCAUGUGGACAUGCGUUGGCCACCAUUUGGUUUGCGAGGCACCAAGAGUGGGGUUAUAUUCAUCAAUGGUACCAUAUACAGGCAUAUAAAGCAGCUUAUGAAGGUUCUGUGGAGCCAAUGCCUAGCCCAGAUAAUUGGCCAAACAAAGGACUUAAUCCCACAUUUCCUCCUAGUGAUAACAUCCUACCAGGUAGGCCAAAGAAGAAAAGAAAGAGGGAUGCCGAUGAGCCACCCCCUGCUAAUGCAUCUAGGCACAGUAAGAAAGGACAAAUCAAUCGGUGUGGUAAUUGUGGGCAAGUUGGACAUAGCAGGAGAACAUGUAAAAAUAUGGCUGCACCACAAGUAUUUAAUUGAACUUCAAUAAUUGAUUUGAUUAAUUUCCUUCUAUGAAUUGAUUUGAUUAAUUUCCUUCUGUGAAUUGAUUUGAUUAAUUUCCUUAGUGUGAAAUAAAAUUGUCAUUAUUAUCGUUUAGGUGGAAAAGAAAAAGGGAGGUCGCCCACCAUUGAAGAACCCUACUCUACAAACAAUAAAGCGAAAGAAAAGAAAAGAAAGACAACAAGCAAGAGAACAUGCAGAUGGGGUUGGCAGCUCAAAUACACAUGAUGCAGGGACCUCAAAUAUUGUACGAGACUCUACUGCGCAAAAUACUUAAGGAAUAGGAAUUUAGUACAGUGUUUUACCUUUCGAUGUACAGCCCUUAAACAAUAUUUUGCUAUUGUGGUCUGUUGGGCUUUUUUUUUGAAAACAGUUAGAUAAUUUGACAGCAUGUUACAGUAACUGUUUGUAGUCUGUAAGCUUUGACAACAUGUUACUUACUGUAGUAAACUCAUUUGGUUUCUCAGUUGCAGAUAUAUUAUCUUUGUUUUCUUAUUUUUUUUUUCAGAUUUAUUAUCUUUAGUUGCAAAUAUUUGAGAAAAAUAUGGGACUGAUUGUAUGUUUUUUCUUAGCUGUUGUAAUGGGACUGAUUGUCAAAACCAGUCCUCUGCAACUUGCAACCUGGUAUGGUUUAUGGUUGCAGUACUCACAUUCCUUUAGAUUGUUCAUGUUCUUAUUUAGUUCUCUUUGACUUUUUGAUGUUAAUUCCAAGUGCUUAUGAUUACUCUAAGAAUAAGGUUUAUCAUUGUAGUUUGUGAGUGUUUAAAAAAUAAUGACAUAGUAGGAAAAUUGUGUGAGUGAGAACUAUUAUUUAUGAGCAUUCUGUUGUUAUUGUUAGACUUUUUGUUUUUCUCACAUACAUGUACUUGACUUUUGCAAAGCUUAUCUGUAUAUAGAUCUAAACAAUCAAUAUAUUAUUCUACUGUGUAUAUAGCUUAUCUUUAUUUACAUUCUCCAUUGAAUAAAAUAAAGAAUAUAUUCUCUUUCCUUUAAGCACUCAAAUUUUUAACUAAUUAUUUAGGCUCCACAAUAAUCUUCCUGUUGCAUGACCAUUCAUACAAUUAGCACCAUAAGUAUUAAUGAUUUACUCUUUUUGUAUCUUUUCUUUUUUCACUUUACUAUGAAUUUGUGAUUCCUUCCCUAAUAAGUUUUAGACAUGGUUUAAGUCAAGGAGCUAAAGCUUUUUCAAUAGACAUUGAAGACUAUAUAAUUAUUCCAAGUGCCUCUGCAUUACCAAAUCCCAAAAGUUGCUUGUGAAACUAGCCUAUGUUUGGCUAGAUUGUGAGCUGAAAACUUUAAAUUUUAGGCACAUAAUUAAAGAUACAACUCAAUACAAGUCUCCUAAGAUCUUCAACAUCCAAAAUUAGAUUACAAGCAAAUUAUAUUGAGCUGAAAAGCAAGUGUAAUGGUGAUUAUAGAGUUGCAUAAGUUGACAGAUAAAUAAAAGCAAUGGAACACUAGCUCCAUGAUGCUUAUAUAACCAAAAAAAAACAAAAAAUGAAGAACAGUCAUCAAUAGAAAGCCAUGCCAAAUUCCAUUUCAAAAUACUACUGAUUCCAUAGAGGGACCUAAUAUAAUAUCCAAUCUCACAUUCAAAAUCAGAAAAUUACAAUAUCUAACAAAAUAUUAAUCAAUUCUCUAUCCAAAAUACAACUCUCAAUUCUCUUACCAAAAUAGUUCUAAAUUACUUACUAUUUGAAAUACAAUACUAUCAUAACUAAUACUACACAAAUGAUGACAACAGGCUUUUUGUAGCUUGGAAUGCUCUUAUGAAUUGACUCAUUCUUUGAUGAAGCCCAGGUAUGGUUUUUCAUUGAGCUCUUACGACUUGAUUCUUCUUCAUUCUCUGUAAUGGAUGAUAUUUCACUCUCUAACUGCUUAAUCUUCCUAAGAAGACCAGGUAUCACUUGUCUUGAUCGAUCACACAUCUUAGGAUCCAACCAACGCCAGAAAUUACAUGACCCUGGACCCUGACAAAACCCAUCAUCUCCAUUUAUAUUAGCAGUAGAGCUAAAAAAAAUUAUAGUAGUAGAUAUAUAAAUGUAUAUAAAAAAUAAAAAGUCACAUGAUACUUCCAGCAAGUUAUAAAUCUCCUUCCUGGAUUUGAAGUUGUCCAAGAGGUCUUCACCACCACUGAUUUUGGGGGCUUACAUCGACAUUCGAAAUGCCCUAAAUUCUCCAUUAAAACCGAUGGAAGGAGCUUCCCUAUCGAGUUUCUCAAAUCUCUCUCCAACGAAAGUUGCUGGGUGAAAUUUCAACCAUCUGUUGCAUUCCCUUCUUCUUACUGAUGGAAUGGAGCUUCCCUCUCCAAUUCUUAUUAGAUUUGCACGAUAGUUUUUUUUUUGGAUCUGAUUAAGGGUUUUUUUUU